AUGGCCAGCCGGAUCCGCUGCAAAAGUCCACGAGGGUCGGAAGGGUUUUGGAGACCUUGGAUCGCCGCCCCGAAAGAUGCGCGAGGGCGAACCCGCAGCGCGCUGAGUAGCCUCCCUGACAUUACAGAAGACUCAGCAAAGCUCACACAGUAUACACACCCAGUCAGAUUAUUCUGGCCCAAAUCGAGGUGCUUUGACUAUUUGUAUCAAGAAGCUGAAGCACUGCUGAGAAACUUCCCCGUCCAAGCCACAAUUUCAUUCUAUGAAGACUCAGAGAGUGAGGAGGAGAAUGAUGACAUGGAGCAUGACUCCUAAGAGCAGAACUGGGCUAUCGACUGUACUAAACGCUUAUGUGUGGAUUAA
Molecule: messenger RNA, 363 nt
Organism: Euleptes europaea (tarantolino)
Lineage: Eukaryota; Metazoa; Chordata; Lepidosauria; Squamata; Sphaerodactylidae
Gene: RIPPLY2
Product: ripply transcriptional repressor 2
Exons: 4
Biological process (GO): negative regulation of transcription by RNA polymerase II; embryonic pattern specification
Cellular component (GO): nucleus
Source: RefSeq, a predicted model, not a curated record